This is a messenger RNA of Cylindrotheca closterium, 453 nucleotides long. NCBI's taxonomy places the organism in Eukaryota, Bacillariophyta, Bacillariophyceae, Bacillariales, Bacillariaceae. The record is from the annotation of a GenBank genome assembly.
AUGACCGAUAUACCCUUGUCUGCAGUGGCUUGGCUCAGCGUAGUGCUGAUACAAGCUGUAGUUCACUUCUUUGUCCUGGGCCACCGCCGAAAUAGACGCGAACCCAAUGAUGCACUGCCUUUGGACGAGAGUUUGAGCCUGGCCGAAACUCUGAGCCUUUCAGACGCUUUGGAUGAUUCUGCCUCGGUAACUGCUUCGGUUCACUCCUGUCCAGACAACAGUUACCAAGUACCCCUCUCGCCAAUGUACGAAACAUCAUCCCAACAGUUCUUAGCCGAACAUGGGGGCGAAAUCAAUAUCACGUUGCUCGGCAAAACGCUAAUUAGCGAGCGGGUACAUGAUGACAAUGAGACAAGCCAAGAGUUUAUUGAUUUUCUCAACCACACGGGCACUGAGCUGCUAAAGACGCGCUCAGUAGAAUGUUUGGUAGAAGAACAAAUGAGAGCACAGUGA